AUGCUUGAUGAAACAAAUGAAUUGGUGAAGACAUUUAGACGCAUCCGGCAGAAUCUACAAUUGUCUUCAACACCAAAUCUACGCCUUCGAAUAUUUGGAAUCAAAAGUAGGAAUCGACAAUACGAUCUUCCAACUAGCAGUGAUAAUGGAGGAUUGAAGCGAAUAACAAGUUUGAAUCCAAAAUUUGAAGCGCUUCACUUUCCUUUAUUAUUUCCUUAUGGAGAGGAUGGUUUUCACCCCCAAAUCUCAUAUAACAUUUCCUUCUGUCCUCCAUCAAUGCGCAGGAAGUUUGUUACGCAGAGAGAAUACUAUGCUUUUAGGCUUCAGUAUCGGAUAGGUGAAGGCCAUACGUUGGUCAAGAGUGGAAAAGCGCUACAACACUAUUGUGUUGAUGCAUUUUCAACAAUAGAGCUCAAUCGAUUGGCAUUCCUUAGAACCCAUCAAAAGGACCUGAGAUCUGAAGUGUAUCAAGGUGAGAAACUUGGUCGUAUUAUUAUACCUUCUUCAUACACCGGAGGACCUAGAUAUAUGCAACAACUUUAUCACGAUGCCAUGGCAACCUGUCAGCACUAUGGAAAUCCUGAUUUGUUCAUUACAUUUACGUUGAAGCCAAUGGUUGUUUGUCGGGUAUUUCAUAUGAAACUGACCAAGCUCAUUGAUGAAUUCAAACGAGAAUCGUACUUUGGCAAAACAAUAGCAACAGAGAUUCCAGAUCCUCAUGUAGAUCCAGAAGGAUAUACAGCUGUGGUCAAGUUCAUGCUUCAUGGACCAUGUGGAAUUGACAACCCUAAAUCACCUUGCAUGAAAGAUGGGAAGUGUUCAAAGUUCUUCCCCAAAGCAUUCAGCAAUGAAACUUCAUUUGACAAGUUUGGAAAUGUAGUCUAUCGACGUAGAAAUUCUGGAGUACACGUGAAAAAAGGAAAAGUUAUGCUGGAUAAUAGAUAUGUCGUUCCAUAUAACAGGAAUUUACUGGUUAGAGCUCAGGCUCACAUUAAUGUUGAGAUAUGUCAUAAAGGAGGAUUGGUGAAAUACUUAUUUAAGUAUAUCACUAAAGGACCAGAUAGGCAAUCAAGUGUGAAAAACAUUCUGAAGAAUCCCAGAGCUGGCAAAACACAUCUGACAGCUUGGUUUCAACUUAAUAGACAGGACCCUGAUGCUAGAAAGCUAACAUAUGCUCAGAUACCAGGUUCAUACACAUGGGAUGAAGAAUACAAUGAGUGGACAUUGAGGACAAGAGGAUUUGCCAUUGGAAGAAUUGCUUAUGUUCCUCCAGGAAGCAGUGAUGUCUUUUUCCUUAGACUAUUGUUGACAAAGGUACAAGGAGCAACCAGCUUUAAUAACUUAAGGACUGUUCGAGGAGAGCUCUGCAGUACUUAUGAAAAAGCGUGUGAAAAAUUAGGUCUCUUAUCUGAUUCUUCAGGAAAUAUCAACUUCAAGCAUGCCAAAUCUGAUAAGGAGCACCUUUAUUUCAAUGCUCAUGUUUUGUGA
Messenger RNA from Linum tenue, 1488 nucleotides. The record is from the annotation of a GenBank genome assembly. Lineage: Eukaryota; Viridiplantae; Streptophyta; Magnoliopsida; Malpighiales; Linaceae.